This is a messenger RNA of Physcomitrium patens, 3647 nucleotides long. RefSeq lists its product as uncharacterized. Gene Ontology annotation, molecular function: histone binding; RNA polymerase II transcription regulatory region sequence-specific DNA binding; acyltransferase activity, transferring groups other than amino-acyl groups. The record is from RefSeq and is a predicted model, not a curated record. Gene Ontology annotation, biological process: positive regulation of transcription by RNA polymerase II. Lineage: Eukaryota; Viridiplantae; Streptophyta; Bryopsida; Funariales; Funariaceae. Gene Ontology annotation, cellular component: nucleus.
AGGUGUCGUGGGUAGAUUGCAACGGACGUGCAAGAGGCAGCGGGAACAGCUGCGGCUACGAGUGUGCGGUCUAUUCUACCUGGCCGGCUCUGUCUCGAUCGAGGUCUGGGUGGUUGUUGACCAUGGUUAGGCAUAGCGCGGACCCCUGUUGCAAAGGUUGCAGUUUGAAGAUAUCAUGAUGCAUCAUAUCGUUUUGAGCGAUCGUGGCGAUCGUGUCUGAGGAGAUGGGUAAGUGGACGAGAGCAGGGGAAACACGAGAUUUUUGCAGGGUUGUCCGUCUGGUGUGAUGGUUGAGCGUCCCCCACAAAGUACUCAGACGAUGGAGCAGCCGCGCGGGCGUGGUUCCUCGAUAGCUGCUAGUGGUGCCGCGCACUUCCGGGCCCUUGCAUAGCAAUUUUAGUGACGCGCGUGUAAAUUUGGUGCGGUUGCUGGGAGUCGAUUAGGAGUUGAGGAGCCGGCAGGGAUUAAGAAGAUUAUGGGGGCCAAAACUAACAGUAGGCAAGGGUUGGCAGAGGUCGAUAUCGUAUUGGAUGUUAGUCGCGGUGCCAAAAGGGGACAGGGUACAAUUGCCUCAGAAAUGGUGGGUUCCGAUGACGAUGACGCUGUGCAUUCGCUGAGGGUCUCAUCGUCGGACUCCGCGGAUAGCAGCGACGCUAAGCCUCGUGACAUGAAUAUGGACGUAUCAGACUAUCAAGACAAGGACGAAGUCAUGGUGGACGUGCAGGGGGUAGGGGAAGAUAGAUCAUCAAAUGAAGAAGAAGCAGCACGCCAUGAUAUUUCCAACGGACAUGCGAUUAAGAACACGGUAGCGUCAAAAUUAGGUGGAGAGCAGGUAUUAGACGCGGAGGCCAUGAAAGACUCUGGUGGGUUUAGUAGUGACUGCGUUGUGCUAAACGGUUCGCCGCAUGGCACAGACCGGGCAGCGAAAAAUGGCGGGACUCGGAAGAGAAAGUCUAAGACCAUCCACUACAUGAAUUCUAAAGUACCGCAUGCUGUCCCUAUAUUGGACAGCGAGGAAGGCUCCGAUGGUCAAGACAGUCCUGAGGAAGGAGACGAUGUUCUCGUGCGUCCUAGCCAAGCCCCGCGUGCAGCGGCCACUAAGCUGAAGUCUAUGGUACCAGUUGGAGACAAGUUGGUGAGGGCCCCACGGAACGCGAAGGAGCUGAUGGCAACUAGGCUCAUGGAGGGGCAUUUUGUGCGGUGCUCUUGUCGUGGCAUACAACUCACAGGAAUGCUGAAAGACAUGGGUGUUCAGUGCAACUGUCGGAAUUGCAAAGGUUCUGUGAUAGUUUCUAUAUCAGCGUUUGAGGCACAUUCAGGAAGCACUUCUCAUCACCCUAGUGACAACAUCUACCUUGAGAAUGGGAAGAAUCUUCGGGACAUUCUGAGCGCUGGCCAAGAAGCAGCAGAUUGUGGGGACAACAUACUGAGAGCUCUAAAGAUGGCUAUAGGAGAUAUUCAAGGCGUUGAAAAGAGGAAGGUUACUUGCGCAAAAUGCGAGAGUUCACAAGAGGGUGACCUAAUCUAUUGCAAGGGAGCAAGAUGCUCUGUAGUCGCACAUUCCCGGUGUGUUGGAAUUGCGAACCCACAACUUGGCGAUUGGUUUUGUGGCAAGUGUGAGAAAACGAAGAAGCAUCAUGCUGCAGCGAAAGUGAAACGUUCCAUCUCCGGUGGAGCAGACCCUGAGGACGGGAAAGUGAGGGAUAAAGCGGCAACAGCAUCGGUCAGGUUGAAUCGAGAUGCGCAUUUGCACAAAGCUCUUUUCUUGCCCGGUGGAUUGGUGGACGGCACAGAACUUGGCUAUUACACGAAAUCCCAGUUGAAACUGAAAGGUGUGAAACGAGGUGAAGGUAUAUGCUGCAGCUGCUGCAACGAAGAGAUAAGCUGCUAUGAGUUCGAACAACAUGCUGGUUGUGAGGCUCGUCGUAACCCUUACGGAAACAUCUUGUUGGUGCCGGAUGGUCGUUCCCUGAAAGAUGUUUGCAAGGAUUUGGCACACAAGAACAAGCUGGACGAGAAAGAAAAGCGUGCUGCACGUGGUGGAGAGGUGAACUGCUGCUAUGAAUGCAGUGGUAGUGGAGAUCUGAAGCGUUGCCAUGGUUGUGAAGAAUCAUGGUGCGAUAAAUGUACCAAAGGGAUAGAGAAGGAUUCCGAGGGGAGGUGGUACUGCCGAAUGUGCCGACAGGAUAGUCUCAAAGUUGCACAGAAUGGACAGAAGGGUUCUGAGAAGAUCAUGGAGGGAAUGUCUAAUAUUGCAGAAACAAACGAGCAAGGUCGUUGCAUACGCCAUUUGGAUGGACCUAGAGAAGUUGGGGGUUGUGCAAUCUGCAAGAAAUGGAAUCUGAGCAAGACAGGUUUUGUUGAUGGCAUGACGAUUCUUGUUUGUGAUCAAUGUGGACGAGAAUAUCACGUUAGCUGUUUAAAAGAUUCAGGCGUGGACGAUCUCAAUGAGCUGCCAGACGGAGAAUGGUUCUGCCACAAGGAUUGCAAGGUCAUAGAUGAAAUCUUGGCACAACUAGUAGCGAACGGGCCGGAGCUGCUGUCUAAUAGCACUAUAAGUGGGUUGUUGGAAAGUCGGCAGCAGCUGAGCAGUGCGAAGGAGAAGAUCGAGUCCAGUAAUCCGAGGUUUGAAUGGCAAAUUUUGUGCGGCAAGGGUAGCAGCCCUGCUGAUGUUCAGACCCUCGCUGAAGCUGAGAAUAUUUUUACAGAUUGCUCAGAUCCAAUCAGGGACGUGAAAACUGGAAAGAAUUUGAUUCCACUCAUGGUUCAGAGUCGAAGGACAAAAGACCACGAUUUCGAAGGUGUUUUCUGCGUCGUUCUCAAGCUCAAUGGGAAGGUGGUGUCGGCAGCUCUUCUGCAAAUCUUUGGUCGGGAAAUUGCGGAAGUUCCUUUAAUAGCUACUAGCCUUUCACAUCAUGGCCAGCCAUUCUGUAAAGCACUCAUGACAACAAUUGAGAGGCUUCUUGGGGUGCUGAGUGUGGAGCGGUUGGUGCUCCCCACGGCGAAGAGUACAGAAUCUGUUUGGAUCAACAAGUUUGGCUUCAGCCGGGUUCAAGAGGACCAGCUGAAAAGCAUUUGCACGACUAUACGUUUGACGACGUUCACGGGCACGUCUAUGGUGGUGAAAGCGAUCACUCCAAUGACUGUAUAGGAGAAAGUGGCUGAACAUGUCAACGGUAGAAGGAAGAAGAUAUAUGCAUGAGCGCUCGCAAAUUUCCAUUUUCUGUACAGACAGAGGAUUUAUAGACAGUCUUGAUGGUUGUACUUGUGCUUACCAUGUUGGGGUCUUCCUAUGGGUGCACUAUCACAGGACUGCCAGCUCUCCCAGUUUUGGGUACAUUGAUGUGGAGAUUUUGCUGGAGUUGAACAUGGAGAAAUUAGAAUAUAUGUUUAUAUCACUGCCACCUUUUCGAAACUCAAGUACAGCUCGUGUAGUGAUUUGUAAAGAGCUUAAUUUUUCACCAAGUGUGCAAAUUGGUUGAACUCACAAGUACCAAUAGGUCUCUAUUCAGGCCCCGCAACCCUCAUUUCUCUCCCAGGGCUCAUCCUUGUGAUGCCAAUUACAGACGACUGGAUAAAUUUCGGGAUGACAAGGAACCUAAUUGUACCUUAACUGUAUAAUGUGGCUGUCAGAGGUGGUUUUUUUA